UGUUUGUGCACUCGUUACUCGCAAUUUUAGCCUAACCGUCGCAUUAUACUCGGUGACAUCUGCUCAUUUUUAAGUAAAAAUUAAAUUAAAAAUUGUGAGUUUCACUAGUUUAGGAAAUAUUGAUAGUAGAUAAAUGCAAAAUUGUUAAAACUAUAUUCCGAUGUAGUUAGGAGGCGGUGUUCAUUUACACCAGCAGUCAAUUCCGCUUACAGUCAUCUAUACUCGUUUUAUUUUCUUUGAGUGGCGUUGCUAACGUCUUGUUAUUGAUAAAUGCCGUCAUAGCAUUCUACAAAUAUCGACCUUGCUCCUGCGAAGCAACUUUUUGCGUGUGGAAAAUUAUUUUGGUUGAGCAGCGAACGGACAGAGUACAAAAAAAACAAAAAGCUACGAUAAGAAAUUAGCGGAAAAGGAGGCGUACAACGAGUGCCAAUUGCCGCUUCGAGCCUCGAAUGUCAGUUGGAUUUCGAAUCGACAGCGAUUUGACACGGUAGCAACAACAAUUUACUCUGCGCUAACAAAAAAACAAUAACAACCACGGUAAACAGCCCAAAAGUCAGCAUAGAAGAACGAGUGCAUACACUUGGAAACGAGCAACAAUUGAGCGAGUGAAUAAUUCCGCCGGAUUACCGCGCGUCGCGCAGCUGUUUUAUAUUGCCUACGUUUGCUGUUGUAUUUGCUUGCAAAGCCAUACACAGCCGCUGCCAAAGCAGCACAGUCGAGCUUAGUGAGUGAGUAAUCGUCGCAACGGAAAAAAAUCUUUAGUGAAACCCCCACGCUGAGGUGUUAAAACGAUUUAAAUCCAGUAGAAAGAGCUUUUUUCCAAGUAGGUAAAUCAAGAAAUAAUUUAGUAGGAAGUCACAUCAAGCUAUAAUAAAAUAUCGGAAAAAAAAUUGAAGUGUUGGACGAAAAAUUCGUCAGGAAUUACAGUAAGUGCCCUUCCGUUUGCAGUCAGCCAACGCUUAAGGAAAACUAUAAAAAAAAGCGAGAAAAAAACGCUCAACUACAUUGAAAAGUGCACACCACAGCCCCAAACGACAGAAGUAAAGCAUUCUCAGCCGAAAAGCCAGCCAUAGAAGCAAUAGCAAUAAGUUUAUUCGAAGUUGCACAGCCGCAGACGUGGACAAGUUCCAACUCCCACAAUGGAAUACAUUUCAGUUGGUCAGAGCGUCAAAAUUAAGCGCACAGAUGGCCGUGUGCACGCCGCAGUUGUGUCGAAAAUCAACGAGUCUGGUAAAUCGAUCACGGUGGAAUGGUACGAACGCAACGAAACAAAAGGCAAGGAAGUAGAAUUGGACGCCAUACUCGCAUUGAAUCCGGAAAUUCUACAAGAUCCCGAGCCGGAACAAAAUGCCGCACCCGAACCGAAGAAGCAAGCGACAGCACCCAUAAACCUGGCGCGCAACGCUACUCAAGGCGCCAUCGGUCAUCGCACCAAUCGUGCUACCAUCAACGCCACCAGUCUGCUCUCUUCGUCUGCUGUCUCGGAACACUCGGAGAACAUACCGCCGCCACCGACUACAGGUAUAGUGCGCUCGCGUACCACCAACAACGCAACACGUCUAGCCUCUGCUGCUGGGAGUGGCAGCGCUGGGGGUGGUGGUAUUGCCAUGAGUACCAGUGCCGGCAAUUCAUCUUCGAUUGCGUCCAGCUCAGUGGCCGGCAAUGUGGGCGGACGUCGUUCCUAUGUGGUCAAAGAAGUCGAGCGACUGAAGGAGAAUCGAGAGAAGAGGCGUGCACGUCAAGCUGAAAUCAAAGAGGAAAAGAAUGCGCUCAUGAAUCAGGAUCCGGGAAAUCCCAAUUGGGAGACAGCGCAAAUGAUACGUGAAUACCAGAGCACUUUAGAAUUUAAUCCACUUGUCGACGGGCAAGUCUACGAAGAUCAUCAAAUAACAGUAUGCGUACGGAAGCGACCACUUAGCCGGAAAGAGGUUACACGUAAGGAGAUCGAUGUGAUUUCGGUGCCGCGCAAGGACACGCUCAUCGUGCAUGAGCCACGCAACAAAGUCGACCUAACAAAAUUCCUCGAAAAUCAUAAAUUCCGCUUUGAUUACGCAUUCGAUGAUCACUGCGACAAUGCCAUGGUCUACAAGUACACUGCUAAGCCCUUAGUGCAGACAAUUUUCGAUGGUGGCAUGGCGACAUGUUUCGCUUACGGUCAGACGGGCGCCGGAAAAACACACACCAUGGGCGGCGAAUUCAAUGGCAAAGUGCAGGACUGUAAAAAUGGCAUUUAUGCAAUGGCAGCACGUGACGUUUUCACUUUUUUGAAAAGUCCACGUUAUCGUGCGCUCAAUUUGGUUGUGUCCGCUAGCUUCUUUGAGAUCUACAGUGGAAAGGUCUUUGAUUUACUCUCUGACAAGCAAAAAUUGCGCGUACUCGAAGAUGGCAAGCAGCAAGUGCAAGUUGUGGGCUUGACUGAGAAGGUCGUCGAUAGUGUCGAAGAAGUGCUCAAACUCAUACAGCAUGGUAAUACGGCGCGCACCUCAGGUCAAACGUCGGCCAACUCUAAUUCAUCGCGUUCGCAUGCCGUUUUCCAGAUUGUUUUGCGCCCGCCGGGUUCAACAAAAAUACACGGCAAGUUCUCAUUCAUCGAUUUGGCUGGCAAUGAACGUGGUGCCGACACAUCUUCGGCCAAUCGACAGACACGUAUGGAAGGCGCUGAAAUUAACAAGUCACUGCUGGCGCUCAAAGAAUGUAUACGAGCGUUGGGUAAACAAUCGGCUCACUUGCCAUUCCGCGUAUCGAAAUUGACACAGGUUUUGCGUGACUCAUUUAUUGGUGAGAAGAGUAAGACGUGCAUGAUUGCGAUGAUAUCGCCAGGGUUGAGUUCAUGUGAACAUACAUUAAAUACGCUCCGCUAUGCGGAUCGUGUCAAGGAGCUGGUGGUUAAGGAUAUGCCGGAUAUGAUGCGAGAAGGUGAUGGAGAACAUGCCAUUAUGGAGGAGGACGAAGAUCAAAUGGUCGUACAGAAUAAUCGAUCACAUAAUCACAAUAUUAACAAUAACAAUAAUAACAACAAGAACAAUGGACAAAUGUCGGAGAACGAUUUGGCGUUAUUGCGAUCGCUAAGUGAACACGAUAUGUCCGAUGAGUUGCUCGUGCAACAUGCAGCUAUUUCCGAUUUGCAGCAACACGAAGAAAUGGUAGUGGAUCAGCAUCGUUUAGUCAAUGACUUUCUGUCACAGUUUUUGCCCGAAUCCCUACGGCUGUACGAUCUUACCAAUUAUGUUGAUUACGAUCAGGAUGCCUACUGUAAGCAAGGCGAAGCGCUUUUCACACAACUUGCCGAAUUGGCAACUAGUUGUAGAGACUUAAUGGCCGAUUUUCGGGCUAAAAUGGCCAAGGAAGAGAUGUUGUCGUGCACUGUUAAGCCCACAGGCGGUAAGCGCUAAGUGGUUGGCUACUAAAUAGAGAGCGAAAUGCACAUUAAAAGCAACUACAUUUAUAAUUAUAUGAAAAAUAAUACAUUUAAAAUCCAGAAAAGCGAUGUUAAUGCACAGCAUAGCAGUGUUGAAUGACAGCAGUAGAAAAAAAAAAUUAAGAAAGAUUAUGAUGUUGAAUACCAGCUACAACAACAGCAACAAUAUAGAAUAGCAACAACAACAAUUAACUGAUAAUACGUAUAAAAAGAUACAAAAAUACUCUAAAAGAACUAAAGUAACGCAACCACAUCACCAACACAGCAAGUAACAAACAAAAAAGUAUAUCGAACACCGCAUUUUCGAGAUGUACCUAACCUGAAGGUGGUGGGCGUAAUAUUCAUUUAUGGUGUUUAUAUAUAAGCAUUUGCAAAUGCAUACACAUCAACACUACGUUUAUUAGACGCGCAACAGCAGUUGUCUGCAACAAUAAUCUUAAUCAUUCUUUUUCGAAUGCACACGGGCAUGUACUAUGUAUUUCAAUUGUACGCUGUAAGCUUAUUUUUGUAUAAGUUUCCCAAAAGCAAACUUUGUAAACUUUGUGUAUGUGUCGAAAAAGCGAAGUCGUGCGUAUUAGACAUCAAAGUCAUGCAGACAGCCGCAUCACUCGCAUUACAUCUGUUUCAUGUGGUGCCUAAUUAACCAGACACUAAUCUCAAAAGCGAUCAUCAACAAUCAAAAACUACCGCCACGCACUAAGCUGUCGUUCAAGCUAACAGCUAGCGCAGCGCUCAUCAAUUGUCAGCAGCAGUAUAAUGCUAACUGGCAUCUGCAACACAUUUCUAGCGCAUAUUCUACUAACUUUCAUCUAGCCAACGCGCGUCACAAUCUCCUCAAAUCUCACCUCAUUCACUCCACACGCACACAUGUAGUUGUUAUAUACCAUUACUAUCGAUGCCCAAGUUGGCUGAUUGAUAUACGCAUGCGGAGUUAAGACGUUGUGUGGACUUGGACGUUGAUUUAAUGUUGAUGAUAAUGAUGUUGAAGUUGAAUGCAUAUUAUAAUUUUAAUAAUAAUGUUUCGUCUUUUAUCUUCCUAAGCUAUUUAUUUUUUGAAUUUAAUAUUUUUUUAUACUUACAUGGAAAAACGGCAUGACAAAAACAUAACCACAAAUUGUGAAUCUAAAAAAUGUAUAGAAAACGCAAGUAUUAAGAGAUGCUUCAUCAUCGAACGUUGUUGUAGUGAAAGUCCCAGUAUGGGCACUUGAAAUCAAAAGACCAUUUUAAUCAUAAAAAGAUGCUAUAUGGCAGCGAAAUCGCAUAAGCAAUGAUAAGCAAACACUUAUUAUAUAUGUGUGUGCAAAACAAAGGGACAUUUUUCUGCCAUAUAGUUGUAUUAAUCCAAUGUAUUAAACUAUCUAUACAAUGCGUAUUUAUAUGUAUUUAAAAAAUGUACGCCAAUCUUUUAAUUGUGGCCUACGCCCGCCCUAUGCAUCAUUUUCACUUUUUUUGUUAUGUAAGCCUUUGUACAACGAACCACACAAGCAAUCUUACGCACAUGUUGUCCUCCACCCGCACCUUAUCGCGCUGAGAUAAUCCUACACUUGCUUUUCUUUAUUGAAAUUAUUUUGUUUUGAAAAUUUAUAAUCUGGUUACACAGAAAAAUGUUUUCUUUAAACGGUGCGCCAAUCUUCCAGAUUUUUAAACGCACACAUGUUUUUUAACCUUGUUUUGGCUACUCUUCCUCUCUCAUUCAUUUGCGUAAUUUGCCAAAUUCUCUAAACCCCUUAAAAACGCUUACUUGCUAAAAAGACAUU
This is a messenger RNA of Rhagoletis zephyria (snowberry fruit fly), 5175 nucleotides long. It is a transcript of the gene Klp10A, whose product is annotated as kinesin-like protein 10A. Gene Ontology annotation, biological process: microtubule-based movement; microtubule depolymerization. Gene Ontology annotation, molecular function: microtubule motor activity; ATP binding; microtubule binding. NCBI's taxonomy places the organism in Eukaryota, Metazoa, Arthropoda, Insecta, Diptera, Tephritidae. The record is from RefSeq and is a predicted model, not a curated record. Gene Ontology annotation, cellular component: microtubule.